Molecule: messenger RNA, 374 nt
Organism: Acaulospora morrowiae
Lineage: Eukaryota; Fungi; Glomeromycota; Glomeromycetes; Diversisporales; Acaulosporaceae
Source: the annotation of a GenBank genome assembly
CAAGCAGACUUGGUUCGUUGGAUAAAAGAAAAGUUUGGGUUAGAUAUUCAUGUCUCCACAAUUUCCCACACAUUGGCUCGCUCUUCUGAAGUUCUCUGUACUUCUACUAUCGUUACACCUGCUGUUAAACGCCAUCGCUCUAAGGCAAAGGAAAUUCACGCGAAACUUGCACCAGAAACGGAUAUCAGCUUUUCGUAUAGUUGGCUAACCUGUUUUAAGGAACAUCAUAAUAUAAGACUUCGUAGAAAGCAUGGUGAAGCUGGAUCUGUUGACCAGUCAACUGCUAGAAUGUCUCUACCGGGGAUUCAGCGAAUUAUUCAAAUGUACAAUCUUAAUAACGUUUUUAACUUUGAUGAAACUAGUUUAUUUUAUCG